UGUCUCCCUGCCUGGGCCCCGUCCCUUCCUGAGGAGACGGCGCAGGCAUGGCCAACAGCCCAGCAGAGAGCGCCAACCACCUGCCCUUCUUUUUUGGCAACAUCACUCGGGAGGAGGCCGAAGACUACCUGGUCCAGGGGGGCAUGACAGAUGGGCUCUACCUGCUGCGUCAGAGUCGCAAUUACCUGGGUGGCUUUGCCCUGUCGGUGGCUCACGGCAGGAAGGCACACCACUACACCAUCGAGAGGGAGAUCAAUGGCACCUACGCCAUCUCGGGUGGCAGGAACCACAGCAGCCCUGCUGACCUCUGCCAGUACCACUCGCAGGAAUCCGAUGGCCUCAUCUGCCUUCUCACAAAACCCUUCAACCGGCCCCCCGGAGUGCAGCCCAAGACGGGGCCCUUCGAGGACCUGAAGGAGAACCUCAUCAGGGAAUAUGUGAAGCAGACAUGGAACCUGCAGGGCCAGGCUCUGGAACAGGCCAUCAUCAGCCAGAAGCCCCAGCUGGAGAAGCUGAUCGCCACCACGGCCCACGAAAAGAUGCCCUGGUUCCACGGGAACAUCUCUCGGGACGAAUCUGAGCAGAUUGUCCUGAUAGGAUCCAAGACGAAUGGAAAAUUUUUGAUCAGGGCCCGAGACAAUAAUGGCUCCUACGCCCUGUGCCUGCUGCACGAAGGGAAGGUGCUGCACUAUCGCAUCGACAAGGACAAGACGGGGAAGCUCUCCAUCCCCGACGGAAAGAAGUUCGACACACUCUGGCAGCUGGUGGAACAUUAUUCUUACAAGCCAGAUGGUUUGUUAAGAGUUCUUACAGUUCCAUGUCAGAAAAUUGGCGCACAGAUGGCUCAUCAACAAGGACCAACUGCUCAUCCUGUGAGUUGGUCAGCGGGUGGAAUAAUCUCAAGAAUCAAAUCAUACUACUUACCAAAGCGGGACGGCAGAAAGGCCUCCCCGUCCCCCAGGACCCGGCCAGAGAGCGCUGCGUCCUUCAACCCUUAUGAGCCAGAACGAGGACACUGGGCUGCGGAGCGAGGUCCCCAGAUAGAAGCCAUGCCCAUGGACACAGAGGUGUACGAGAGCCCCUAUGCAGACCCCGAGGAGAUCCGGCCCAAGGAGGUCUACCUGGACCGAAACCUGCUCACGCUAGAGGACAAGGAACUGGGCUCUGGUAACUUCGGGACCGUGAAAAAGGGCUACUACCAAAUGAAAAAAGUGGUGAAAACAGUGGCUGUGAAAAUCCUGAAAAACGAGGCCAAUGACCCCGCCCUGAAGGAUGAACUCUUAGCAGAAGCCAACGUCAUGCAGCAGCUCGACAACCCCUACAUCGUGCGCAUGAUCGGCAUCUGUGAAGCCGAGUCCUGGAUGCUGGUCAUGGAGAUGGCAGAGCUUGGUCCGCUCAACAAGUAUCUGCAGCAGAACAGGCACGUCAAGGAUAAGAACAUCAUAGAGCUGGUUCAUCAGGUUUCCAUGGGAAUGAAAUAUUUGGAGGAGUGCAAUUUUGUGCACAGAGAUCUGGCUGCAAGAAACGUAUUGCUGGUCACUCAGCAUUAUGCCAAGAUCAGCGACUUUGGGCUUUCCAAAGCACUGCAAGCAGAUGAAAACUACUACAAGGCCCAGACCCACGGGAAGUGGCCCGUGAAGUGGUAUGCCCCCGAAUGCAUCAACUACUACAAGUUCUCCAGCAAAAGCGACGUGUGGAGCUUCGGCGUGCUGAUGUGGGAAGCCUUCUCCUAUGGGCAGAAGCCCUAUCGAGGGAUGAAAGGAAGUGAAGUUACCGCCAUGCUGGAGAAAGGAGAGCGGAUGGGGUGCCCUCAAGGGUGUCCCAGAGAGAUGUACGACCUGAUGAACCUGUGCUGGACCUACGAGGUGGACAAAAGGCCCGGGUUCGUAGCAGUGGAGCUGCGGCUGCGCAAUUACUACUACGACGUGGUGAACUAACAGCCCCGGGCCUGCCCACCGCUGCCUUCAGUCAGGAGCCAUCUCAGGAGCAUGUAUUCAUAGGCACCGAUUUCCAGCCCUUCCAUCUCCGGCUGCUGGGGGAGAGAGCCGCCCCGGGGGGACCUGCUGGUGACUUCGUAAGCAAAACCUGUCCUAGGACUCACCAACCGCCAAGCCAACAAGGUCCCACAGGAAGACAGAGGACAUGUCGGCUGGAGGGGCUGCCAGACUGGUCCUGUCCUUUAUCGGGGUGGAUCUUGUGCCGACGGAUUCUCGGAUGUUUCUAAAUUCCUUUUGGGUCAUUCCCGUUCUUGGGGUCUUUGGGGUCGCAGAAAGCCCUGGAGACCUGAGGGCAGGGCCCCGUGGCUCCCACCCAGUUGGCACUGACUUCGGAAAUGAAGGAAGGGGAGGGAUUGGCAGAGGAACCGACUUCCCCUAAAACAGGACUCUGACAGCCCAAGACGGAUCCUGGGCCAGAGAAAAGCUGUCCAGGUGAGAAAGUGCUGGCUGGGAAGCCUAAAAAAGAACAAUGUCUAAGCAUGUAGCCAAUUAACGAAAUAACACACCAGUCACUGACAAUCAUAAGCCCAGGUAUGGCUUCUGCUCUCUGUUAUGGGACAGAAGCAUCAUCUAGACGAGAAAUGAGGACUGUGGGGUACAUCAGCUGAGGUUACGUCUUCUGAAGUCCUCUCCCCUGCAGGUGGUCUUAAAAUGGUUCUUCUGUGCUGUGAUGGAGACUAGUGGAUGAAGUUCCGCAGGGAGAUUGCAUAGUGGUGUCGGGCUGCCCUCACCCCGUGUCCCAUCAGGGGCAGCAGAGUGAUCAGGCUGCUAUCUACUGAGCAUGGGCCAAGCUUCAAGGUGAAGUUUACCCUCCACAGAGGGGCUGCAGCCAGAAUUCCAUCUUUUAUUUUUUUAAAAAAUCCUGUUUUCUGUUGCUAUCACUGAACAGCUGAGACUGAGAAAUUUAUAAAGAAAAAUGUAUCUCUCACACUUCUAGAGGCUGGGAAGCCCAGUUGUCAGUGCGCUAGCACCUGGCAGGAGGCUUCUUGCUGCAUAAUAACACAGCAAAGGCAUCACGUGAAGAGAGAGCCAUGCCAGGUAGAGUCACUCUUAUGAAGCCACGAAUCCCAUAUGAUCCCCAUCCUCUUGGCCCAUGCUAAUCCCCAUCACCUCUCAAGGUCCCACCUCCAAAUACCAUCAACAUGUGAAUGUGGGGAUUAAAUUUCCAGUCCAUGAACUUGGGGGGACAUAGUCACACCAGAGCAGAGGACAACAUGGUGGCCAAAGCCAUCAAAAGAGGAGUUUCUAAAAGAGAGUGUCGGUCAUAUAAAACCAAAGACUUUGAUCCUCACCAGAUAGGCCUUAUUUGUGACUAAGUGUGACCUUAGGUUAAAGAUGUAAGACCUGAGAAUUCCGUUAGUCUCUGAAUCCUGGACAUCAUGUUUGAUCUUAUAGAAAUCAUCACCCACUGAUACCAGUCUUGUGGCCCUUGAAAGUUAAGUAGCUGUUUAUCCGGUGUUUCAGUGUCUGUAGAUGUGCAUGAUCUUGGACACAUCUUCACAUCUAAGGCAUUUUAAAGCAUACACAUAGCCAUGGAGGGCAGAGGAAGCCCUGUUCCUAACUUGAGGUAUGAAGGAAAGUAGCCAUCAAUACCUUGGCUUAGCCAAAAAAAAAAAAAAAACAGACAUGAGCUGUUGUGUUAGGAAAUUUUUAGGAACCAGCCGCACGUUUUGGAAUUGUGCU
Ictidomys tridecemlineatus (thirteen-lined ground squirrel) is the source of this 3680-nucleotide messenger RNA. NCBI's taxonomy places the organism in Eukaryota, Metazoa, Chordata, Mammalia, Rodentia, Sciuridae. The record is from RefSeq and is a predicted model, not a curated record.